UUGUUCAAAAUCUUCAGGAAAUAUUAGAAGACAUGUAUGCCGAUCUACCUGGUAUGCCAGCUUCAGUAAAUUUCACCGGAGGAGAUGAAUCCAGUUAUAAAGAAAGGAAAUCGAAAACCAUGUCAAACACAUCAAACGAAUAUAGGAGUGGCACUGGUAGUUCCUCAUCGCAGUUAUCCAAAACGAAUGCAGUAACAUCGGAGGUGAAUUUGUGUGGUGAGGAUAACGAUGACAUUGAACAAGAGAUUAUUGCUAAUAGUAAUGAUGGUCAUAAUGGAAACAAUAACAGACAAGUAUCAUCAGAUAAAAUGCCUUCCAUUAAUCAUGAGAAAACUAAUUCUGAUCGCUUGGUACUCCAGUCAAAAACAGCCCCGCCUACUCCAGCCAGUUUUGAAACUUGUAAAUCCAAUAGCUCGCCGAUGCCGGAAAAGGAGAUAUUUAUUGAGUUAUCCGAUGAAGAAGACAAUGGAAAUCAUGAUUCUAGUUUUGGUAACGAUCAUACUAGCCAGGAAAUAAAUAUAGAAAUGGACAAUAAUACUGCCGAUAGAAAUAAUGCUGGUGAACAGUGUGUAUUACCCACCAUAUCGAACCCUAUCCAUGGUGCUUUUAUUUACUCCAAUAAGUGA
Molecule: messenger RNA, 626 nt
Organism: Heterobilharzia americana
Lineage: Eukaryota; Metazoa; Platyhelminthes; Trematoda; Strigeidida; Schistosomatidae
Source: the annotation of a GenBank genome assembly